UGUACAGGAGGAGGGGAGCUGUGCAGCUGGUGUAAGUGGGGAAGGAAAGAUGCUGAAGGGAGACUCUGGAGGAAGGACGAAGCUGAGGUCUAUGGAUACAGUCUUGGGGGUGUAUGUUCUUCUCAUGAUGGGUGCAGCUUGUUCUGCGGCCCCAUCUUAUGCAGAAGACGCAAAAUCCAUGCAGUGCGAGGCAGCACCAGACAGUAGAUUUGACUGCGCCCCAGAGAAGGGGGUGAGCAAGGAGCAAUGUGAGGCCCGUGGCUGCUGCUACUCUCCAACAGCAAAUGGUCUUGAGAUUGGGCAGCCCUGGUGUUUUUACCCACCUACCUACCCCAGUUACAAGUUGGUCAACCUAACAAAUACUGAGAACGGGUACCGUGCCACCCUCACCCGCUCAGUGGGGACCUUCAUGCCUCAUGACAUCAUGACCUUGCAGUUGGACGUGUUAUUGGAGACUUCAACCCGCCUGCACUUUACCAUCAAGGACCCAGCUAACAAACGCUAUGAGGUUCCCAUUCCCACCCCGAAGGUCACCGGCAAAGCACCCUCCACAGAGUAUGACAUUCAGUUCAACGCUGACCCCUUUGGUCUGGUCGUCAAAAGGAAAUGCACCGGCCAAGUUCUGCUCAACACCACUGUAGCCCCUCUGCUUUUCGCAGAUCAGUUCCUGCAGAUCUCCACGUCCCUUCCCUCUCGGUAUCUCUACGGACUCGGUGAACACCUCACUUCUCUCAACCUCGACCUCCGAUGGACGCGACUCACAUUUUGGAACAGAGACCUAAUUCCAACAAAAGAUUCCAACCUUUAUGGGACUCAUCCUUUCUAUAUGUCCUUGGAGAAAGAUGGCUCAGCACAUGGUGUCUUCCUGCUCAACAGCAAUGCCAUGGAUGUCCUUCUGCAGGCGGCUCCUGCUGUGACUUGGAGAACCACAGGCGGGAUUUUAGAUUUUUAUGUGUUCCUGGGGCCUGAGCCGAAAGCGGUUAUCAGACAGUAUCAGGACGUCGUUGGGUUCCCUUUCAUGCCUCCGUUCUGGGGUCUUGGGUUCCACCUCUGCCGCUGGGGUUACUCCUCCUCAAAAAUCACUCGGGAAGUGGUAAAAAACAUGACCGACGCAAAGAUUCCUCUGGAAGUUCAGUGGAACGACAUUGAUUACAUGGAUGCUUCGCGAGAUUUCACAUACGACCCAAAAAACUUCGGGGAUUUUCCACAAAUGGUGAACGAGUUCCACCAACAAGGAAUGAAAUAUGUCAUGAUUGUGGAUCCAGCAAUCAGCAGCACCAGCCCACCCGGCACUUACCCUCCAUACGACGAUGGACUCAAAAGGGGGGUGUUCAUCACGAACGAGACAGGACAGCCCCUGGUAGGGAAGGUCUGGCCUGGCCUCACUGUGUUCCCCGACUUCACAAACCCCGAGACCUUUGAGUGGUGGUAUGACAUGGUAAAGCGUUUCCAUGACCAGGUGCCAUUUGAUGGAAUGUGGAUAGAUAUGAACGAACCAUCAAACUUUGUCCAUGGUUCCAUUGACGACUGUCCCAAAAACGACCUGGAGAAUCCUCCUUAUGUUCCAGGGGUCGUUGGAGGGACCCUAAAUGCAGCAACCAUUUGUGCCUCUAGCAAACAGCACGUAUCUUCUCACUACAACCUCCACAACCUGUAUGGACUCUCCGAGGCAAUGGCGUCCCACUACGCCUUGGUAAAGGUCCGGAAGAGACGUCCUUUCAUCAUCUCGCGCUCUACAUUUGCCAGCCACGGCCGCUACGCGGGGCAUUGGACUGGAGAUGUGGAGAGUACGUGGGACCAGCUGUAUCACUCGGUACCUGCCAUACUCCUCUUUAACAUGUACGGAGUGCCCUUAGUGGGAGCCGACAUCUGUGGAUUUGUGGGGAAUACCACCGAGGAACUCUGCGUGCGUUGGAGUCAACUGGGAGCCUUUUACCCGUUUAUGAGAAACCAUAACACCCGCGAUGCAAAGUCGCAGGAACCGUACGUUUUCAGCGAACAAGCGCAGAACGCCAUAAGGAAAGCCCUGUAUGUGAGAUACACCUUGCUUCCGUAUCUCUAUACGCUCUUCCACAAGGCUCACGCCAACGGCGAGACUGUAGCCCGAGCGCUUUUCAUAGAGUUCCCUUCUGACCCAAAUACGUGGACAAUCGAUCGCCAGUUCCUGUGGGGUGAGGCUCUGCUCAUUACCCCUGUUCUGGAGCAGGGAAAGACCGAAGUGAAUGGGUAUUUUCCGGCAGGGACCUGGUAUGCUCCGGGGUCGGGGAAAGGGAUUCAGAGUAAGGGUCAGUGGAUCGUCCUUCCGGCUCCUCUUGGCGACAUAAAUAUCCACGUUCGAGGGGGCCACAUUUUACCUGUGCAGACGCCUCUUAUGACCACGGAGGAGACGCGCAGAAGUGACCUGACCCUGGUGGUGGCUUUGACGGUCGAGGGAUUUGCCCGUGGAGAACUCUUCUGGGAUGACGGCGACAGUUUAGGAACAUUUGAGAGGGGAGACUACACCCAGAUUAUCUUCUUGGCCACGAAUAACGUCGUCCUGAGCGAGGUGAUACGGCUGAACAGCCAGGCAGACGCCCUGAAGCUGGGGACAGUGGCGGUCUACGGAGUACCCGCUCCACCACGCAAAGUGGUGGUGAAUGGAGUGGCCAGUGAAAACUUUGAAUACAACAUGGAGACCAAGGUGCUGUCCAUAAACAACUUGUCUUUGCCGAUCGGAAAUCCUUUUGAGAUCUCCUGGUCUUGAGAAGGUGGAUAAUCUUCUGUAUGCGAUAGAAAAACUAGGGCAAUGGGGGAUGUUUGCUUAGAAAGACUCAGUAAUGCAGUCAUUUCAUGUUAAAUGCUUUUUGAGGAAGAAUGCGGUACAAUCAUAAGGUGGGUCCGUCGGUAAAAUAACUUUUUUUUCACUAAUCAUAAGCGCAUAAAGCUCAGCCUAAAUCAGGGGUGUCCAACCUGUGGCCCUCCAGCUGCUGCAGGACUAAAUCUCCCAUAAUGCUCUUUCAGCUAAGGACCUGGCAGAGGAGGAUGGGAGAUGUAGUCCUGCAGCAGCUGGAGGGCCUCAGGUUGGACACCCCUGGCCUAUAUGUGUGAUACACAUAAGAUAAUGCAAUCAUUCGAUCCGGGAGAGAGGCCGCUGUGUAUCCCGGGAUAUCGAAUAUUUCUCGCAUGCGUUGCAUAACCGGCAAAUGCUACGCCCUUGGGUCAAAAAAAACAGAAGAAAAUGAAACUUUAAAUUCAACGGAAUCUAGAAGUAACGAAAUCGGAUACACCGUACGUGAUCAGCGUGAGGUCAUUUUCAGGAUUUUUUUUUUUACUCUAAAUGUGAUGAUCUUUUGGGCUUUUGAAUGGAGUAAUAUAAUACCCUCUCUGCUUCGCCAUCUUCCGUUUAGCACUGUGUCUCGGGGGGCCACAGGCAUAGAGGGAGGUCUGUAGGUCACUUAGUUUCACCGUUUAGUUAACAAGGCAUUUGUGCAACAGUUUUAUUGGGAGUGGGGAGGGUGAAGACGUAUAACCCCGUCCGUGUAUUUGGGGAGGAAGGCGGAUGCCGGAGGAUGUUCCAGGCACCGGUCGGAGCUGAGCAGGUCCUACUUAUUCUGCGUACAACGUUUUUAGUGGAAUUGAGAUAAUGAAAGAGUUAUGUCUAUAAAAUAUAUAUCGCGGAAUUACCAGAAAAUGUAGAAAUCAAAUAGAAUUUUUUUUUUUUUAACAGAGGCUUAAUAUAUCUCUGUGUCUUUGUCAAGAGCAAAAAAACACAAGGGAAUUCCACUCACUCAACAAAAAUAUUUGUAUUUAAAUGCCCAGAAGGUAUAAAUGUCUCCCACGAUUUUUCUUCGAAGUAGAACGACAAAAAAACAGAAACCACUCUGUGUUUAGCGAUUGGCUAACGCGUCCUCAAACAGCUCUGGAGAAACCUGCGGAUUUUACAGUUUUCACUUUUUACAAAAAAUCCCAAAAAUGUGUGGGUUUUUUUUGUUUUUCUUUUUUCACGGAAGUAAAUUUAAAGCAAUCAACAAACUUUGCGGACUCCUUGUCCUGCUCAUUCGUGAUCGUCGGGGAUGACCGUAUAUAGAUGUCGAUUGAAUAUUAUUAAGCGAAUAUACUUGGAAAAAAAAUAAUUUAAAUCCUGUCGGAUGUUGCUGUAUUAGUAUUUUUUUGGGUCUGGAAAACCGCAGAAAAAUCAAAAAUACCUAUUUUGCUGUUAAUGAAUCGUCUUGGUGGAACGGCACCCUAAAAAUAUAGAUUAAUUUCGUAUGUUCUGUAAACGGAUUCUGUGCAAUUAAUUGAAUUUCACUUUUUUUGUAAUAAAAUGAAUUGCACUUCA
Spea bombifrons (plains spadefoot toad) is the source of this 4318-nucleotide messenger RNA. It is a transcript of the gene GAA, whose product is annotated as alpha glucosidase. The record is from RefSeq and is a predicted model, not a curated record. Gene Ontology annotation, biological process: glycogen catabolic process; lysosome organization. Gene Ontology annotation, cellular component: lysosomal membrane. The transcript is spliced from 20 exons. Gene Ontology annotation, molecular function: alpha-1,4-glucosidase activity; carbohydrate binding. Lineage: Eukaryota; Metazoa; Chordata; Amphibia; Anura; Pelobatidae. Bases 50 to 2743 code for a protein of 897 amino acids.